Molecule: messenger RNA, 3271 nt
Organism: Anopheles darlingi
Lineage: Eukaryota; Metazoa; Arthropoda; Insecta; Diptera; Culicidae
Gene: Flo1
Product: flotillin-1
Exons: 7
Coding region: 176-1456 (426 amino acids)
Biological process (GO): positive regulation of cell junction assembly; positive regulation of endocytosis; protein localization to plasma membrane
Cellular component (GO): plasma membrane
Source: RefSeq, a predicted model, not a curated record
AGCGCCCUCUGUAUUGUCACUCGCAAUUUUCGUAAAAAAAGCAGCAAAAACGCAUAAAUUCCGAUUCUCCGCGCACGCAGCAGUGAAACUCGGCCAAAUUAUUUGUAGCAGCAGCAGUUCGCGUCACGUAGUUUAUUGUGAACAAAUUUGGUAGUGAAGUUAACGCGUGUACACGAUGGUUUGGGGAUUUGUUACUUGCGGCCCGAACGAAGCGUUGGUGGUAUCAGGAUGCUGCCAUAUGAAGCCACUGCUGGUACCUGGUGGACGCGCCUUCGUGUGGCCAUCGAUUCAACAAGUGCAAAGAAUCUCUCUCAACACGAUGACGCUGCAGGUCGAGAGCCCGACCGUGUACACGAGCCAGGGCGUACCAAUUUCCGUGACCGGGAUUGCGCAGGUUAAGAUCCAGGGCCAGAAUGAGGAUAUGUUGCUGACGGCUUGCGAGCAGUUCCUCGGGAAACCGGAGGCCGAAAUCCAGCACAUUGCACUGGUAACGCUCGAGGGCCACCAGCGGGCGAUCAUGGGCUCGAUGACGGUCGAGGAGAUCUACAAGGAUCGCAAGAAGUUCUCCAAGCAGGUGUUCGAAGUUGCCUCGUCCGAUCUGGUCAACAUGGGCAUAACGGUAGUAUCCUACACGCUGAAGGAUAUCCGCGAUGAAGAGGGAUAUCUGAAAAGCCUGGGUAUGGCCCGUACGGCGGAGGUAAAGCGCGAUGCACGGAUCGGCGAGGCAGAGGCACGCUGCGAUGCGACAAUCAAGGAAGCGAUCGCCGAGGAGCAGCGCAUGGCGGCUCGCUUCCUGAAUGACACCGAGAUCGCCAAGGCUCAGCGUGACUUCGAGCUGAAGAAGGCAGUCUACGAUGUGGAGGUGCAGACAAAGAAGGCCGAAGCUGAGAUGGCGUACGAGCUGCAGGCGGCCAAAACGAAGCAGCGCAUCAAGGAAGAACAGAUGCAGAUUAAGGUGGUCGAGCGUACGCAGGAAAUUGCCGUGCAGGAGCAAGAGAUGCAGCGCCGUGAGCGUGAGCUGGAGGCCACCAUUCGUCGUCCGGCCGAGGCCGAGAAGUACAAGCUCGAGAAGCUGGCUGAAGCUAACAAGGCACGCGUAGUUCUGGAAGCGGAAGCCGAAGCAGAAGCGAUAAGAGUACGUGGUGAAGCCGAGGCCUUUGCUAUUGCCGCGAAAUCGAAGGCCGAAGCGGAGCAGAUGGCAAAGAAGGCGGAAGCUUGGAGAGAGUAUCGUGAGGCCGCCAUGGUCGAUAUGUUGCUCGAGACCUUACCGAAGGUUGCUGCCGAAGUGGCCGCGCCAUUGUCUCAGGCCAAGAAGAUCACGAUGGUCUCGAGCGGUAAUGGAGAGGUCGGUGCGGUAAAACUGACCGGCGAAGUGCUGCAGAUCGUUAACAAAAUACCGGAACUGGUGAAAUCCAUCACGGGUGUCGAUAUUUCGCGGUCGGUGCACGCCGGUUAAGCACCAAGGGGUGGCAACGUCAAACGAUUCACUGUAUAUGACACAGCGGGAAACUACGAUUACUUCUGCUCUCGAAGAAGCCAACCCAAAGCAAGCCAACAUUACGACGAAAGACGAAGAUACCAAGGAAACGAAAAACUAUAGAAGGAGUCCGCCUGCCCGACACACGCCUUUGCAUCGAACGGCCAUACGAAGUUGAUCCUUCGACAUCCUUUAACGUAAUACCAUUUUGCAGGACCUCCCAUACCGUAGAAACCGAACAAAACCGAAUAGCAAUGGACAGUGUAGGGUGGCGGCAGGCGACGUUUAGAUAGUGUUGUUGUAUCAUUAGAUGGUUACUCUCAUUAUUGUGUUACGUUUUAAUUUUUAUGACGUUUUGCGUUCAGUCUUAGUAACACCACUUCCCGGGCGGAUCAGGGUAGAGAAGUAAGUUUUUUGGUUUACGAACCAUUGUGGACCGGAACAAGGGACGAGCAGAAGAAAGCAUUAUUGAUUAGAAUUGAAUUUACCCAGUCAAUCUAGCAGGAAACGCAUUUUCGUAUUUGAAACCGCGAUGCAUCCGGUUUCUAAACCUAAAGAUUUCCCUCUUUUUCGUCACUGCCAUUCAUCUUUUAGAUCAGAAUGCAGCAUAAUAUAGCUCAUCGGUUCUGCACAAAUAUUGCUGGACGACACAAGCAUGCGUGUGCUCUACCGCAGGACGACAGCUCUCGAUCAAUUCACAUUCAAUUAAACGUUUUUGAUGAAAUUCUUAACAAACUUUAAUGUGCGAUGUUCAAUAGGUGUAUAGUGAGCCGGUGGGUACAAGCAUAGAACGGGGGAGAGUGAGUGUAGUAUCUAUAAGAAGGUACUAGAUUACCGAGACCGGGACUACCAUCAGUAACUUUUGUGCCGUUCGUUCGCGAUCCUAAGUACGACCAGAAUACCAUUUCCAUCCAAUUCUUUGGCCUAGCAGCAGAGGUGUGUAUGUAAAACGGAAACCCGGGUUUAAUGUAUUAUGAGUACGGGUACGAAACACACACCCAGAGUGCAAAAACCAGAUAUUUUCAUCCUUUGCUUAGCCCCACCCCUCCAACUCCGCUUAACGAAUAUUGAGCCUACUUUGCUAGUCACUCCACUAGAGGGGAAUGGUUAACAAAUGGUGCAGCAUGGUUGCAUUUUGCUGGCGUCGACCAGCUACAAACAUCAUUGUAGAACAUUGCGUUGACGUUGUGGACUUAGGAAUAUAGCUGGUGCUGGGAAAUCUAUAGUGUAAACGUUUGAUAUUAUAAGUCGAUGCCGAAACAGCGAAAACAGAAGCGAAAUCUCUCGAUUACACCCGGAUUGCACAUCACUCGUCAUGCAGAACAUAUAUAUAUAGAUAUAUAGAGGUAUAUAUUUUUAAAACAAAUCUCCGUUUCCAUGUUGGCACAGAGAUAGUGUGUGGUGCAAUAAAUGGCAAGAAAAAACGUAGCAAAAACCCCUCGAGAUAUUUAGCGACGGGAUAUAGCACAAGUCUGCGAGAGUGUCAGACAGCUAGCCCGGCAAAAUUGUCCCAGUAUAUAAACGCCAAAAAACUAGCAUUCAGAAUCACAAAAAAUCAUACAAAAAUGGAAACGGCCAUUAUUUUGUCUUGCGGUCAGUAAAAGUAAAUCGUUCGUAUCCGUUACUAUCCGGCGUGUCUUAUUGUAUUGUACUACUCUGUGCUGAACAGUACAGCUAGCUUUCCUUCGAUAUUCAAACUCGCCUCGUUUUUCAUCCUGCCAUAGUAAACCAGAACUAAAGCCGAAGCUGUACUUGAUAAACGAUGGUUUGAAUAAAUAAAUACAUUGCGUAAAC